This is a messenger RNA of Priapulus caudatus, 1250 nucleotides long. RefSeq lists its product as uncharacterized. Bases 9 to 1052 code for a protein of 347 amino acids. The record is from RefSeq and is a predicted model, not a curated record. The transcript has a single exon. Lineage: Eukaryota; Metazoa; Priapulida; Priapulimorpha; Priapulimorphida; Priapulidae.
UAUGCUCUAUGGAAGAUAGAAUGACCCAGCUAUUGGCAGACAUUGAGAAACUACAGAAAGAAAAAGCUGAAUUACAAUGGGCCAAUGCCCCGUUCUCCAUUGAUACUAUCAAGGACUCGGAUAUUCCAUUUUAUACUGGUUUUCCAAGUAGAGCAGUUUUUGAUAAAGUUUUUGCUUAUUUCAAUCCUGAUCCAAAUGGAGAAAAUUUGAUCUUGAACUCGAGUGAUUCAAAGGGUGUAUCGGCGACAGGGACAAAAACUGGUCGGCCAAGGAAACCAACUCCCCAAAAUCAGUUCUUUCUAUUCUUGUGCCGUGUUCGAGUGGGACUUAUGGAGCAAUACUUAGCCAAUCGAUUUGGAGUGUCAGUGUCCACAGUUAGCAACCUGGUGAUUUCCUGGGCCAACUAUAUUUAUCUCAAGCUAGGUGUACUGAAUAUCUGGCCUUCAAAACAACAAAUAAAGUCAAACAUGCCAUCAUCUUUCAAGGAGAAAUACCCAUCAACUCGUAUUAUCAUUGAUUGUACUGAGAUCAAGACGCAGAUGUCGUCAUCUCUGUUGUCAAAAAGUAUGACAUAUUCAAACUACAAAAGUUCUAACACCUUGAAGGGUUUGAUUGGUAUUACACCUGGUGGAUGUGUGAGUUUUGUCAGUCAGCUGUACACUGGCUGUAUAUCUGAUCAGGAAAUCACACGACGAAGUGGUCUGCUCAAGAUGGAUUUUGAUGAUGGUGAUUCAAUCAUGGCCGACAAGGGUUUUGAGAUACAAGAUUUGUUAGAUCAGAUGCCUGUAUGUGUAAAGCUGAACAUUCCCCCAAAACUUGGUCUGUAUGGACAGAUGGCCCUGUUAGAUGUACGAGACACUCAGAGUAUUGCAGCAGAGCGCAUCCAUGUUGAGCGAGCCAUCAACAAAAUAAAAAAUUUCCAUAUAUUUGACCAAGUUAUCCCAAUUUCACUGAGCGGUUCAAUCAACCAAAUAUGGACAACUUGUGCUGUGCUCACGUUGUUUCACAAUCCUAUCAUUUCAUGUCCAAUUGCUGAUUCUGUACUUAACUGACAGCCACAUGGACUGAGGCAUAUACUCUAUAAAAGAACACUGAGAGCAUAUAGCACAGACAGACACUCAUUUACAGUUAUAGAUCUCACUUUUAAUCUCAUGUACUCUGCAAGUGUGAAUUGUGAAAUUGAAACGUGGGGACUUGGUAACAUGACAAUCAAAUAAAUUGCUAGUAUUAAAGUGACAAUUUCAAAUUUG